AUGUCCCUCUCCGGUGGACUGCCAACGUAUUUCAAGCUCUUUACCGGCGCUCUUAUCCCUUCACUGGGGUUUGGCACCUGGCAAGCAGCGAAGGGACAAGUAGGUAACGCGGUUGCCCAUGCGCUCCGGACUGGGUAUAGGCAUAUCAAUUGCGCCUACAUCUACGGGAAUGAGGCAGAAGUAGGAGCCGCGAUCCGAGAUUCUGGGAUCCCCCGCUCAGAACUGUGGAUCACGGGCAAGCUGUGGAACGGGUAUCAUAGGCCUGAGGACGGGGAGGCUAUGCCCGUGGCUUUCGGCCUUGGAGCGGAUGGGAAGCCUGGAGAUAGGCCGAAGGACAAGGACGGGAAUCUGGUGGUGGACUAUGCGCUUACAGAGGACUAUGUGACUACUUGGCGCGCUAUGGAGGCUCUUGUCGGUACUGGAGGCAGCAGUGCACGACAUAUCGGGAUUAGUAGCUUCAACAUACGCAAGUGGAAGCACCUGCUCUCACAGGCCAAGGUCCAGCCGGCCGUCAACCAGGUGGAGAUGAACUUCCAUUGGCCACAGCAUGGGCUUGUCCAGUGGGCGAAGGAGAAUGGUCAGCUGUUGGAGGCGUAUUCUCCCCUUGGGAGCGGGGAGAGGGCGAAGGUGAUCUUGGCUGAUCCGAUUAUCAACGAGAUCGCAACCAAGCACGGUGUUGGCCCGUCCCGUAUCCUGCUUAGCUGGCAGAUCCAGCGUGGCAACGUCGUCCUUGCCAUGGAUUGGCUUGGAUCCUUUGGCAAAAAAAUACUUCAUAUUUGGUACACUUCCAUUUCAUGUAACUUUCGAUCAAACACUAAGGGCCUUCAAAUUUGUUCUCGACCCAAACACUUCU
Dacryopinax primogenitus is the source of this 853-nucleotide messenger RNA. Its product is annotated as Aldo/keto reductase. The transcript has 9 exons. The annotation marks the transcript as partial. NCBI's taxonomy places the organism in Eukaryota, Fungi, Basidiomycota, Dacrymycetes, Dacrymycetales, Dacrymycetaceae. Gene Ontology annotation, cellular component: cytosol. The record is from RefSeq and is a predicted model, not a curated record. Gene Ontology annotation, molecular function: aldose reductase (NADPH) activity.